Messenger RNA from Ciona intestinalis (vase tunicate), 822 nucleotides. NCBI's taxonomy places the organism in Eukaryota, Metazoa, Chordata, Ascidiacea, Phlebobranchia, Cionidae. The record is from RefSeq and is a predicted model, not a curated record.
CCGCUCGAGACACUAAAUGGGUUCAACCUGCUUGUUUGUUACAUCAUAAUGAAGAACGGUUUGAUGCAGGAUAUGUUUGUGCGACCACUGGGUGGGGUAGGACCAACCCUGAUGUUGACGGAAUAGAAGAUUCGUUACGGCAAGCUGAAGUUCCGAUAAUUGAUCAUUCCACCUGUCAAUCAAACUAUUGGUCGGAUUACAAUAUUCACGCUUCGAUGGUUUGUGCGGGAGCUGCGGGUUCCAAUUCAUGCAAGGGUGAUUCUGGAGGGCCACUUGUUUGUUUGAAGAAUAAUUCGUAUUAUUUGGUUGGAAUUACAAGUUGGGGCGACGUGAAAUGUAAACGUGACAUCCCAGGCGUUUACACGCGACUACAAAGCUAUUCAAGAUGGUUGGGCAACAUAAUGAAUCAAGACCAAUGUUAAAACAUCAAAUAUUUCAACAAAUUAUUAUUUAUUUUCAAAUUAUAUCAAAACCUCAUGUGACGCUCGAAUAAUUAUGUGAUGUCAUUAUUGAAUUUGAUUGUUAUCAUAACUGUAUUGUAGUGAUUGUGACGUCACUAUCCGUUGAUGAAUUAGGAUUAUGACGUCAUACGAGUGUUGAUAAAUGCCACGUGACUUAGAUUUUCUGAGUUGGUUUAAGUUCAGGGGUGUAGCGUUAUUAUGUAUAGGCCACAACCGCAAGUUUAGUUCCGAAAUAACCCCCUUCCAGUAUAAAACAUAACCAGCGACAUCUAUCGGAUAUUGUUUAGUGUAACUUUUACCGCUCCGUGGCAGUAGUGAGUAUAGACACCAAACAUAAGUUUAAAUAUAAACGAACUGAUAA